Messenger RNA from Carcharodon carcharias (great white shark), 432 nucleotides. It is a transcript of the gene pet117, whose product is annotated as protein PET117 homolog, mitochondrial. The record is from RefSeq and is a predicted model, not a curated record. The transcript is spliced from 2 exons. Bases 39 to 299 code for a protein of 86 amino acids. Gene Ontology annotation, cellular component: mitochondrion. NCBI's taxonomy places the organism in Eukaryota, Metazoa, Chordata, Chondrichthyes, Lamniformes, Lamnidae. Gene Ontology annotation, biological process: mitochondrial respiratory chain complex IV assembly.
GUCUCUAUGGUUACAGGCCGGGUUCCCCAGGCCGCAGGAUGUCGACGGCGUCCAAGGUGGUUCUCGGCAUUUCCGUUGUACUGACAGUGGGGACCGUGGCCGGGGUCCAUCUAAGGCAGCAGCUGGACAAGGAGAGGUUGCGAGAAGGAGUUUUCAGAGAUCUUGAACGACAAGAGCGCAAAAGAGAGAAUCUUCGAAUUCUGGAGGAGCAGAUUAGUCUGACAAAGAAACUGGAAGCAGAUCGACUACAGAGAAGCACCUUGGCCCCAGGGAGCUCUCAACAAUCUGCAAAACAGUAGCCUCAUUUUUUUGAACAUGCAAUGAUGGCUUUGGAUGUUUAACAGAUGAUGGAUUUUUUCACCCUCCGUAAUUGUGGAAAAAGGCUUGAUAGAAUUAUUUAACUUAAGAUGAAUAAAGCUGCUGUUUGGAUAA